Messenger RNA from Budorcas taxicolor (takin), 1035 nucleotides. RefSeq names its product olfactory receptor 7A17-like. Bases 64 to 1035 code for a protein of 323 amino acids. Gene Ontology annotation, biological process: G protein-coupled receptor signaling pathway. The transcript has a single exon. Gene Ontology annotation, molecular function: G protein-coupled receptor activity; olfactory receptor activity. The record is from RefSeq and is a predicted model, not a curated record. NCBI's taxonomy places the organism in Eukaryota, Metazoa, Chordata, Mammalia, Artiodactyla, Bovidae. Gene Ontology annotation, cellular component: membrane.
UAUGCUUAUUCAGGUGAAAAUUAUUCCUGGUAUUUUCUUUUUCCCAAUAGUCACUUCCACCACAUGGAACCAAGGAACAAUACAAAAAUUUCAAAAUUUCUUCUUCUGGGACUUUCAGAGGAACUAGAACUGCAACCCCUCAUAUUUGGACUUUUCCUCUCCAUGUACCUGAUGACUGUGUUUGGAAACCUGCUCAUCAUCCUGGCUGUCAGCUCAGACUCCCACCUCCACACCCCCAUGUACUUCUUCCUCUCCAACCUGUCCUUUGUAGACAUCUGCUUCAUCUCCACCACCAUCCCAAAGAUGCUGUGGAACAUCCAGAUGCAGAGCCAAGUCAUAACCUAUGAAGGCUGCAUCACCCAGAUGUAUUUUUACAUUCUCUUUGCAGGAUUAGAUGACUUUCUCCUGGCUGUGAUGGCCUAUGAUCGGUACGUGGCCAUCUGCCACCCUUUGCACUACACAGUCGUCAUGAACAUCUGGUUCUGUGGAUGUCUGGUUCUGGUGUCCUGGGUAAUAAGUGCAAUGUACUCAUUGUUACACAGCUUAAUGGUGUUGCAUUUGUCCUUCUGCUCAGACUUGGAAAUACACCACUUUUUCUGUGAAACCAAACAGCUUGUCCAACUUGCCUGUUAUGACACUUUCCUCAAUAACACAGUGCUGUGUUUUGGAGCUGUGAUUAUGGGUGGUGGUCCCCUGACUGGUAUUAUUUACUCUUACUCGAAGAUAGUGUCCUCUAUCUGUGGAAUUUCAUCAGCCCAUGGAAAGUAUAGAGCAUUUUCAACCUGUGUAUCUCAUCUCUCCAUUGUCUCCUUAUUUUAUUUUUCUGGCUUAGGAGUGUACCUUAGCUCUGCUGCUACCCACAGUUCCCACUCAAGUGCAACAGGCUCGGUGAUGUACACUGUGGUCACACCCAUGCUGAACCCAUUUAUUUACAGUUUGAGAAAUAAAGACAUAAAGAGGGCUCUGAAAAGAUUCUUUGGGAUGGAAACUUUUAAAAAAGGGCCAUUUUCUCUUGGGCUGAAGAAAUAUCCAUGA